Molecule: messenger RNA, 961 nt
Organism: Parasteatoda tepidariorum (common house spider)
Lineage: Eukaryota; Metazoa; Arthropoda; Arachnida; Araneae; Theridiidae
Product: 1,5-anhydro-D-fructose reductase
Molecular function (GO): oxidoreductase activity
Source: RefSeq, a predicted model, not a curated record
UUGCCCCUCUGCCACAAGAAAUAUCUUUACAUUUUUUACACAAGAAAAUGAGGAGCCGCCUUGGGAAAGAUGUUUAUUCAGUUUUUGCAGUUUCCACUUAACGAACAACAAAGCGUCUCUUUGUGAGGAGUUUUUAUCGAGAGAUCAAAUAUCAGAUGAAGAGUUGAUCUUUAUAAGUUUGUCUUUCGGUCAAUGAGUGCCUGGAAACAUGAAUCUUUCCAGUGGUCAUCGCAUGCCCCCCAUCGGACUCGGAACUUGGCAGAUGGAGGAUGAUGACAUGUCCCGUAAAGCAUUGAGAUGGGCCAUCGAUGCAGGUUAUCGGUUUAUCGACACGGCCUUUAUCUACAAGAAUGAAGCCGUACUGGGACAAGAACUGCAGAAGAUACUCGAGGAAGGGAAAGUGAAGAGAGAAGAACUUUUCAUAGCCACCAAGCUUCCUUGCAAUGGUUUAAAUCCACUGAAUGUAGAAUACUUCUUCAGAUUGUCUUUAAAAGCUCUGCGCCUGGAUUACUUAGACCUGUAUUUGAUACACGUCCCAAUAGCGUGCCAGCGUACAGACGAUGAUUAUGAAGUCUAUCCAUUCAGAGAUGGGGACGUUCUCACCGAAAUCGUCAACCUAACAGAAACUUGGAAGGUGAUGGAAUCCCUCGUAGAUAAGGGCCUUGUACGGUCUCUUGGCCUCUCUAAUUGCAACAGCCGCCAAAUUCAGACCAUUUACGAUGCUGCCAGAAUUAAACCAGCAAACGUACAGGUGGAAUGCCAUGCUUAUCUGCCGCAGGAAGAACUGUUCGAAUUCUGCAAGAACCUGCGAAUAACAUUCACUGCCUAUUCCCCCCUAGGCUCACCCGGCCUCCCGGAUUACGUGAAAAAACACCACCACCUGGAAAUCAAGCCCAUAAAGCUAUUAGAUGAUGAAAGACUUCUAUCCAUUGCAGAAAAACAUCGGAAAACAAAGGCUCAA